This is a messenger RNA of Brassica napus (rape), 2128 nucleotides long. Its product is annotated as F-box protein At3g22700-like. Gene Ontology annotation, molecular function: protein binding. Bases 251 to 1573 code for a protein of 440 amino acids. The transcript is spliced from 2 exons. The record is from RefSeq and is a predicted model, not a curated record. NCBI's taxonomy places the organism in Eukaryota, Viridiplantae, Streptophyta, Magnoliopsida, Brassicales, Brassicaceae.
AUUUUGAUAAAGUUAAAAAAUGCAUUGAUAUAUGAAAACAUCAUCUAUUUUGAAACAUUGAAAACUUUCUAAAACAUCAUCUAUUUAGAAACAGAGGGAGUAUAAGACAAGAUAGGUUCGGUUGAAAGUUGUAAAACUCAAAACCCUAAUUUCUACUCAGAUAGAGCCCCCUCCCCCUCAAACGUUUUCUCUUCCUUAGAGGAUACAAAACUUUUCUUAUCCCCUUAGGAUCGAAUCCACAAGAGAAACAAUGAUGACUUCCUAUCUUCCGGCAGAUUUAGAAGAAGAAAUACUAUCUAGGGUUCCAGCCACAUCUCUGAUGCGAUGGAGAUCUAUUUGCAGACGAUGGAACACUUUAUUCUUCGAAGACCAAAGAUUCUCCGAGAAGCACUUUCGUAACGCUCCAAAGCAGCCUCUUGUUCUCAUGUUGACAGAAUAUAGGCUUUUUUUUGCGAGCGUAGAUCUGAAGUUUGUUCCUCCUUCGAUAGAAUUUAGUGAUGCACUUAGCCUAAAAAAUUAUUAUGUUUCGAGAGAUGCCCAUAUAGACACAGUUUCUCACUGCGAUGGUUUGUUGUUAUGCGCCACCGAGAGCGAACUCGUGGUUUGGAAUCCUUGUUCAGGGCAAACAAGGUGGAUCAGAGACCACGAUGGUAGCAGGUGGUUCCGUGGAGGGUCUUUGUUUAUGUUGGGAUACGAAAACAACCAAUCUUGCCGCAGCUAUAAAAUUUUGAAGUUUUACCAUAUAAUAAACUACGACGUCGACGUCCAAUAUGAAAGAUUUAAAAUCUAUGAUUUCAACUCUAAUAUGUGGAGAUUUCUUGAUGCUCGUAUUAAUCCUCGUAACUGCAUCAGUAACGAGUCUCAUGGUGUGACUUUGAAUGGAAAUGCUUACUGGAUUUCUUCUCACAACGAAGAGGGCGGCGACUUACUCAGUUUUGAUUUUACGAGAGAGAGAUUUAGACGUUAUCGUUUUCCUCUCACAUUUAGGCGUUGUCAUUAUCGGGCUCUGUCAGUUGUUAGAGAAGAACUCUCAGUGUUACGUUGGGUUGAUUCAAAUAUGGAGAUGUGGGUGACCAAUAACAUGGAUACUUGUGAAGCAGAUUUGUCAUGGACCAAAUCCUUUACAAUGGACUUUGUCUUAAAUAUUUAUACGAGUGUUUUAAUCGACGAAGAUAAGAAAGUGGCCUUGUGUGAUUCACCUUGUGAGGAAGUUGCAUUCACUAUUGGAGAGGAAGAUGAGUAUUACUCAGAAGUCCCUUUUGAAGGAGCGCGUUCUAGACAUGAACAUAUUUUUAAUUAUGUUCCAAGUUUGGUUCAGUUCCCCCAGCAAAGUAUUGAACCAGAUGGUUUUGGUAAAUGGCAUCAUAGAAGAUGGUGGGGUCAUAGGGUACGACGUUGUAAUGGAGGGUUGGAUUAUGACACCCGGUAUUCAGAAGAGACUGAUGAUGACAUGAUGUCCGAAUCAGAUGACGAAUGGGACUGGCGGGAGAUAGAGUGCACUGAUUUUAGCAAUAGCAGUCGUCGUGGAAACCGAGGUCGUGGGUGGACGAAGACGAGGUGUGCUACCUUAUAAGUUGUAACGCAAGGCGAUCUUUCCUCACCCGUUAAAUAUAUAUUUUUUUCUAUCCAGUGGAAAAGCCUGUUGUGUUUCAUUAUAUCUUAUUGUAUAAUCAUCACAGUUUCUGUUAGGCCUUUAAAAAUUUUAUAGUAAAAAAGGAACUCGCUAUCUUCUUGAAUGUUGCCCACCUGUUAGCUUUUGCGUUCCUAUUAUAUAUAAAGAAUUUAAUUGGUUUUAGUUCAGCCUAACACUAGAACGUGUUUGUUUGCCACUUGGUCAACGUUCUUCCUUCAUCUAUAUAGUUUGAAGAUGCGCUUAGCCUAAAUGAUUAUAAUAAUUUAGAACAUGCCGAUAGAGACAUAGUUUAUCCCUCUGGAGUUUGCAACUGAUUGUUAUUGCUUUGUUUUCUGGUCUACUACAAGCCAGAGAGCCUCAACCUUUUUUUCUCCCUUAUUUCGAUCUACUAUAAACAUGGACCUUGGUUCAUAUGUCUUAUCAAAUACAAAUGGUUCAAGAAGAUCGAGGAAAGUUAUAAGGAGGACGAUUGGGAUCUUCUUUCUUCUUCUCAGU